This is a messenger RNA of Mollisia scopiformis, 302 nucleotides long. RefSeq lists its product as uncharacterized. The record is from RefSeq and is a predicted model, not a curated record. The transcript has a single exon. The coding region runs from base 75 to 263 and encodes 62 amino acids. NCBI's taxonomy places the organism in Eukaryota, Fungi, Ascomycota, Leotiomycetes, Helotiales, Mollisiaceae.
GUCUGGACUAGUGGUGGAAGGGAGGAGGGGAGGAGGGAAACCUUGUUUCAUAGCUGGCAGGCAUUAACUCAUCUAUGUAUGUAAAGCUAGACUUUUCCAGCACCACCAACUGUCAGCCUCUCAACGUGAGAGUCGUACGUUGGUUAUUGCAUAUCGCAAUUGCGUUCUUGGUCACUGACUCGUUGUUGUUGUAUUUAUCGAACCUUCUUUUACACUGUUCAAGUCUCUACCAAGGAGAGUGCGCAGCUCGGUUGAGAUGGUAACAGGCUUACAGCCAGCGGGAUAGAUCGCAGACACUGACA